This is a messenger RNA of Durusdinium trenchii, 1592 nucleotides long. The record is from the annotation of a GenBank genome assembly. Lineage: Eukaryota; Dinophyceae; Suessiales; Symbiodiniaceae.
UGGCUCGAAGAAACCUGGCUCCAUUUGGUGAAAGCGCUGAGGAUGGAUGAGCUGCAACCAAAUCCUGAUGAUUGCGGCAAAUUUGAGCCGAACCAGUUUAAGCAGGAAAAAUGCAAGCACUGCUCGAGAUCAUGGACAGAGCAUAAAGGCGUGAUCUCGGAGGAGUAUCUUCAAAAGUUCCUGCAGAAGAAACUCCAGGUCCAAGAGGAAAAAGAGAAAAAGGAGGCUGAAGCGCAACAGGCGGCUGCCGCCAAGAAGCUGGCAAAGAAGCGCGCCAGCCAGGCCGCUGAAGACGAUUGGCUCUUUGGCGAGCGGAAGGAGCCAGAGCCCGACUCCGACGAUGAUAUGGGCUUCCGAAUGUUGCUGGGUAGCGAGAUUGCAAAACCCCAGGCAAUGCAGCCUGUGAGCAAGGAGUUGAAGGUGGUCAAUUUGAUUGACUGGGGUGAAUGCGAUGUAGCCGACCAGGAGCUUCCAGGCGGCGAGGCCACGGGGAGCUCCUCAAGCACUCGCGCACCAGCGCUGGAGGCCAGGGCUGAGCUCUACACGCCUGGACGAGGUGAUUUGGGCUUUCAAGACACCGUGAGCCAGUUGUCUUCAACUGGACCUGCGUUUCAGUCUGGCAGCCAGGACUUGCUGACCGAAAUCCAGCACUUGCGUCAGAUGCUCGCGGAUGCAAACGAGGAGAAAGCAAUUCAGGUCGCCAUUAUCCAGGACGAGGUGACUGAAAAGCAAGAGAAGAUUCACGAGCUAGAGGCACUGCUCAGAGAAGCAAGACUGAAGGUCGACUCUGUUGAUGAGAAGGAGCCAAUUGGACAUGCCGACCCAGCAGAGGCUGAAAGACUAAGAGCACGCUUGCCUGAGCUUGAGGCCAAGCUGGAGGAAAAAGAGCAAGCUGGAAAUGCCGACCCAGCAGAGGCUGAAAGACUAAAAGCGCGCUUGUCUGAGCUUGAAGCCAAGCUGGAGGAGGUUCAGCGAGGACAUGAUCCAGCCGAGGCAGAAAGACUGAAAGCUCACUCGUUUGAGCUUGAAGCGAAGCUGGAGGCUGCCGAAGCCCGUUGGGCCGCCGAAGGUGCCGCUGCCGUGGAAGGGUCUCAACGAAUAGAGGAUGCACUUGUAGUAGUCUCUGAAGUCCGGGAGCUCUGCAAUCGCACCUACCAAGUCCUCGAGGACAGUCCAGGUGAGCCUUCGGCAGAAUCUUGCUCAUCGGGCGAUCUGCAGGGCGAGCUGGGUCGCUGCCGCACGUCGGCCCACCUGGCGGUGGGCGCGGCAGAGCGGCUGGCCUCCGAGCGGAGGCAGCUGAUGGCGAAGCUGGAGGAGCUGGAACGUGAGAGAAGGCCGACGCCAGCCACGACGGCCCAGGAAGCUCAAGCUGCGAAGGCCUUGCGAGACAUUCGGCUACAUGCCGAACAGCAGCUCGCGUGGGUCUUGCAGCGUAUGAGUGUCAGUCACAGCCACCAGGCAGAACUCCAAAAGCUCGGCAGUUGACACAGCUCCGCAGUUGACGGCAGCCAAAGUUAGCGCAUGCUGAGAUUGAUUUUCCUCCUAAUGUAGCCUUCAGCUUCAGAGCUCAGGAUCUUGGUCGAUCGAAGAGA